AUUUUUGAAAAAGUUGCUUGCUUGAUCCGAUUUAUAAAUAAUGCUUGUGACUGUUGUGAAAUAAAGCUGUUUCAUCGCAGGUCGCAAUUUCAGGAUAUCAGUUGACAAUUUACACAUAUACACAGUGGAAGUGCUUCAUGAAACAAUGCCUGGAUGGAAAGCAGGAAAACAUGGAUUAAUUUCACUAGUACUUCUUGCGAACGUUAUAUUUAUAAUCUAUGUAAUAUCUAAUGCUUACAGAACACCAAACAAUUUUUCAACACUUACCAAUGAUGGUAGCUAUAAUACUAGGAAUAUAACAAAAAUAGUUAUAUUUACAUAUAUGAGAAGUGGAUCAACUUUCUUUUCUGAAUUGUUUUCGCAGCAUCCAGAUGUGUUUUACAUAUUUGAGCCACUGCGUAUUUGUGGCUGCUUAAAACACGACUUCGAUUAUCCCAAAGACAAAACAACAAUACAAAAUGCAUACAUAAAAUACAUAUUGAAUUGUGAUUUUGGUAACAAUGAUUUUCUGUCAAGGGUGAAAAAUAAUAAAAAAUGCAAAUGGAAAAGUACCUUUAGGGGUGUUGACGACGUUGAAAGUGUUCCACACCUUUGUGCAAGUAAAAAGAUAGUGGCGAUAAAAAUAAUCCGUGCAGAGUCAUUAGAGCGUGUUGCUGGUGUUCUAGGCAGUGACACUGCUUUGUUCUUCUUGAUCAGAGAUCCUAGGGGUGUACUUAAUUCGAGGAAACAGCUACCAAGUCAGAAUAUGUAUAUGCAUAUGGCUGACAAACUUAGAGACAUGAAUGAUUUGUGCAAGAUGGAUUUAGCAAAUUAUGAAUUUCUACAACGGCUCUCCAGAGAAUCAGCAUCUCAAUUACAUAAGAUGCCCUUGAUAAAACUGAUACAGUAUGAGCACAUUGCUUAUGAUCCAUUAAGCAUUGCGAAAAAGUUGUACGAGUUUAUCAAUAUUCCAUUUCAUAAUAGAGUUGCUGAUUGGAUAAAUAAUAAUACAUUUUCAGGAAGUGACCAAAUACUUCAUGGCACUAAACGCAAGUCGAAAGAGAUUCCAAACAAAUGGCGGACUGGUUUAACUAAGGAAGAAAUACAUAUGGUUCAUAGUAUUAAAGCUUGUGCCAAGGUCGUUGAAUUAUUUGGAUAUAACAAUACAUAGGAAUAAAAAAAAAAUGUAUUCAGUAGACAGCAGUAGCAGGAGACAGUGAACGUUUUUUGAAAAAUACACUUUAGAUCAAUGAUUUGAUCAUAUGCUAUGGGCGAUAGAAAUCAUUUUUAAAUAAAGAUGGCAUGAUAAUCGAUCUGUGUUUAUCUAUGUUUCUCUUAACAGAUAAUGCUGGAUUCUGUUGAUGCUGCCAUCUUUAUAUCGGCCCAGAACCUAUGGAUUUGAUUUUAUUUAUUUCGCAAACUUCUAAAAUUGAUCAAUUCUUAAUAAAAAGUAGCAUACGUGAAUCAACCAUUGUAAAAAUUGUAAAUUAUUUUGUUGAUGAUUUAUGACUAGAGCUGGAAAGAUCAAAGUCAAAAUGUUUACCUAAUGUUACUCAUGUGUAUAGAAACUAAAUACUAUAUAGCUAGAUGUAUAAAUGAGUAAUCUGGACAUUAAAGUCUAUGUCAAUGCAUGAGGAAUGAGCAUUUUUGCUAUAAUUUGCAAUAAAUUUUUUUAUCCACAAAACAGCAAAUGUUGCAAAUAAAAUGCCUCUGUCCCAAAUGAAUUUGGGAUUUAAUAAUUUUUCUUUAUUUGAUUUAAUUUGUCAAGUUGUGAUUUUGAACAUAACACAAUUAAUUUACUAUUUGGGAGUUUGUAUUUGUAGUAACCACAAAACCUGGCAUAUUAAUUAAAUAAAUUUAAUAUCAACAUUCUACUUCAACUGUAUAUUUGAUAUGAAUUACAUCAUUUGGGAUUUUGAAGUUUGAAUCACAUGAAGACUCCUCUCAUACCAUCCUCCUAAGCAGGUAUCCAGAAUCCGUACCUCCUUCUUCCCCCUGCU
Messenger RNA from Owenia fusiformis, 1979 nucleotides. Lineage: Eukaryota; Metazoa; Annelida; Polychaeta; Sabellida; Oweniidae. The record is from the annotation of a GenBank genome assembly.